CGAAGGUGACAAAGAAUUUUCAAGCUCUUUGAAUACUUACUUCAGUACAGAUUCAGACCACAAAUUAUUGCACCCGUUUUUUUCACACCACAUGCAGAAUAUUUUUAUUUUACAACCGAAAACGUGAAUCGCAUAAUAAUGUUUCCUGUGGAAAUUUGGGAAGAAAUACUAAAACAUAUUGACCCCAUCGACCUUGUGAGAUUCCGAAGAGUAUGCAAAUGCUGGUGUGAUAUAAUACAAAAAAUUCUCGAGCAACCGGAUAUUUGGUACGAAAAAUGUCAGAAAGAUGUACCAAGUGGAUUUUGGAGACUCAUUUUAGAGCAAAAAAAUUACUCAAUAGUUAAUUGGCGGAAUUUUCAUGCAGCUAAAUAUCAUCUACAUGUAUGGAAAUCACUAUUUAAAUCAUGGUUAGGUUGGCGAAAUUUGGUUCACCAAUCUUAUGAAAUAGAAAAACUCAAACCCAUACCCAAACAUCGCCCAAUGGAAAGGAUAACAUGCAUGGCUGCAUUGAGUGAUUCGGUAGCAGUCGGUACUUCGGAGGGCUAUGUGACAAUAUUUAACCUGAGGGAAAACAGUACUUCUAAAGUUGAUCGAACGAUAUUUCUCGAGGAUUUAACGUUAUGGAAAAACGGUGUUGACCACCUUAUAGUUUCAACCACUGCAGUCAACAAAGUAGUCAUGCAUUGGAACGUGUAUGAGAAAGUAUCAGAAAUACAGUUGAGAGGAACGUUAAUGAGCGCUGGUUCGCAGUACUGCUAUUCCAUAAUAGGAAAUCAAUUGACCCGUGUAAGCGCGGAAAUAAAGGAUUCAAUCGAGUUGGUAGAGGUUUUAUGGGAUUUGCCUAAAUUAGGCAAAAUAGUCGCGAUGUGUGCUGAUGUGCGUAAGGUGUUCCUCUGGUCCGAUACCAAACAAUAUAUCCAAUUUUACAUUGAGGAAAACUCUGCGUAUUACAAGGUCUCAAAAAGGAACGAUCCACGAAUAGAGGCUCGUUAUUAUCAUUGUUUCAAACCUUGCAUAGUCAGUUGCAUCGGAGUACUCGGUGAAAUUGGCUUUUCAGUUGCUGGAAGACAAUGGAAAAUAUAUCAAGUCUUCAGUAAAUUCCUUGCUAACGUUACAUCCGUACUCUUCCAUAUCGGCGUUCUCGUACUUGGAUUAGAAUCGGGUGAGAUACAUCUUUUUGCCAUUGAAAACAUCUAUGCCUUGGAAAAAUUGAACUUCGAUACUCUCCGAUCGAAGAAAUUAAUUCUAGAUACCAGCCCGAUAAUCUAUUUAAAGGCGAUGGAAAAUGAUUUGAAUCAAUACAUCGUGGCAGCGACAGAUGCACACGUGUACGUUGUGAAAUUUGAUUCAUUGUAA
This is a messenger RNA of Venturia canescens, 1356 nucleotides long. RefSeq lists its product as uncharacterized. NCBI's taxonomy places the organism in Eukaryota, Metazoa, Arthropoda, Insecta, Hymenoptera, Ichneumonidae. Gene Ontology annotation, molecular function: protein binding. The transcript has 9 exons. Bases 139 to 1356 code for a protein of 405 amino acids. The record is from RefSeq and is a predicted model, not a curated record.